AUGUCUGUGUUUAAAUUGCAAAAUAAAACUUUUGAUAUCAAUGCUAAGCAUAGAUAUUUGAAUUUCACAGCUUAUCAUUUUGAUAGGAAACAGUUUAAUUCUUUGGUAGAAAAGUAUUUUAAAAGUAAUAAAAAUCCUUUUCGCUACAUCAAAUAUCAAUAUGAAAGGAAUUACAAUCCCCAACAAGAUCAGAUGGACAUUCAUAUCCAAGGAGUUCUAAUUCUCAAAGACGCAACAAGAAUCGGAAAAUAUUUAAAAGCUGGUGAAAAAAAUAGAAAAAAAGAUAUUGCUUUAGGUGUUAAAGGUCUUUUACAAAUGAAUAAAACUCAUUUUGAAGGUGUUGCAAGCAUUGAAGAUUCUGUUCGUUAUACUGGAAAAGAUUAUAACAAAUGCUCAUUGUAUCACAAAAAACCUAUUGAUCCAAAUGAUCCCUUAUGUUGUGUCGAUUGUAAUGAAAGUUGUAAAAAAUAUAGAACUUUGGUGAGAUAUGAUUCUGAUUCUGGACCUUUCGAAUAUGGAACUUAUAUUGCAAAAAACAUUACAAAAAUUAAGAAGAAUAAUAAAACCCUUGAAGAUGAUUAUUUAGAAGAAGUUAUUCAAGAUAUCUUAGAUGGGAAGCUUAUUAAAGAUCAAAUUCUUGUCAAAUACAUAAAAAAAAUAAACAAUGGGUGUUGGAAAUCUUGCAAUAUUUAUAUUUUUGGUUAUCCACGUACCGGUAAAUCAUAUCUUUUUUGUAUUCUAUUUCCUAAAGCAUAUGAGAAACCAAGUGAAGAUCCAAAGUGGUGGCCAAACUUUAAUGGGCAAGAAGAAGUUAUCAUUAAUGAAGUAGAUGGCAAUUAUUUUAAAUGGAAAGAUUUGUUAAAUAUUUUAGAUCGCGAAGAAAGAGGAUACAAAAAAACAAAUAGAAAAUAUUUUUCAGUAUUAAACGAUAGAUUUGAUUAUGUUAUUGAAUAUUACAAAUAUAGAGUUGAUGAGAAACCAAUAUGCGAAAAUGAAUAUAUUUGUUGUAAAGUAAAAAGAAUUUUUCAUAAAGGUUCUAAAGCUUCUUUCAAUAAUCAAGAAUUUGAGAUAGAGUUUAAUGACAAAGUAGAUGAAAAAGCAAUAAUUUCUAUAAUGCAAAAAAAAGAUGGACUUCUCUUUAAAAAAAGCAACAGAUACUAUUGGCGUCCAGAGUUUAAAUUUGAUAGAACAAAAUAUAUUUUGACAGAUUGUGAGAACUUCAAUGGUAUAGAAGCAGAUAUCAUAGUUUAUCCAGCAAUUGUUGAAAAAUUACGUGCUAAAAAUAGUAAAGAAAUUGAAAUAAUUGAUCAUAAAGAAAAAUAUAAAGAAUUAUUUGAAUCUGAUACUACAAAAAAUAAUGAGGUUCAAGAAGAAGAAUCAAGCAAAGAAGAUUUAUCAGAUAUUAAUUCUGAUGAUUCAGAUUAUACACAUAGAAAAAAGAAAAGCAAAUCAGUUGUUGAUUCCAUUACUAAAAAUUUAAUAGCAACAAAAAAAAACUCUUUCCG
Molecule: messenger RNA, 1505 nt
Organism: Dentiscutata erythropus
Lineage: Eukaryota; Fungi; Glomeromycota; Glomeromycetes; Diversisporales; Gigasporaceae
Source: the annotation of a GenBank genome assembly